Labrus mixtus (cuckoo wrasse) is the source of this 2712-nucleotide messenger RNA. It is a transcript of the gene pecam1b, whose product is annotated as platelet and endothelial cell adhesion molecule 1b. Gene Ontology annotation, biological process: cell surface receptor signaling pathway. The record is from RefSeq and is a predicted model, not a curated record. The transcript has 12 exons. Lineage: Eukaryota; Metazoa; Chordata; Actinopteri; Labriformes; Labridae. The coding region runs from base 132 to 2240 and encodes 702 amino acids. Gene Ontology annotation, molecular function: transmembrane signaling receptor activity.
GAGGUAGAGCACCACCUUAGUGUCCGCUCCCGCCCACCAGAAUCACAUCUGCCCCCCUAAAGCACCACCCGUCAGACAGGCUAGUCACAAUCGUGUUACCCUCCAGGAUCCUCCGAGUCCCUCUUGACAGGAUGGGCCUCCUGCUCCUGCUCACCUACUCGCUCCUGUCCUGCUACCUCCAAGCUGGGGGAGUGGUAACCGCACAGCCGCAGAGAUUAUUUACAAUAAGAGACAUCACCCUGUCCAUCGAGCCCAGCAACGAUGUGACCCGGGACAUUAAUGUGACUCUGAGGUGUCAGGCCAUGGUCAGCAGCUCGGGGGAGGAGGCUCUGAGUAGAGAGUACACCAUAUUCAAGGAUGGAAACACGGUCUACAGCAAAACCUCCAGCAGCUCUGAGGAUCUUCUGUAUCCACUGCCACAAGCCAGAGUCUCCAACAGCGGCAAAUAUAAGUGCAAAAUCAACAUCGGGGGCAAACAGCUGACCAGCAGCGUGCAGAAGCUCACAGUUACAGGCUUGUCGAAACCUGUUCUCCACCUUAACAACGGUGUGGUCAGUGAAGGGGAGGAGCUAGCAGCCAGGUGUACGGCCCCCGGUGAGACAGGAUCCAUUUUCUUUUACUUCUACGAGGACUCCACAGAGAUCCUGGAGAGGCAGGUCAGCUCCAACCAGGCAGAGGCCAAACUUCGCCUCAGCAAGGCGGGCAGCCACAAAAUUCACUGUGACUACAUUGUCCUCGUACCCCCGGACUCCUUCAAGUCCGAGGGAAGCGUCCCCAUCCCAGUUUCAGUUAAAGAGCUCUCCAUCACACCAGUUUUGGAGAUUUUUCCUCAGUACAAAAUCUAUGAAGGAGAUCAACUCACAAUCUCAUGCUCAAUCACAAACUUCCGGUACAAGCCUGAAAAUAUUCAACUCUUCCUGAGCCAGGGCACCAAUCUCCUCAGCAUCGGGGAAUCCAAAGUCAACCACAGCAUGGUCGCUCUGGCAAAGGACCCCGGGGAGUUUGAGUGCAGAUUAGAAAUGGGAAAUUUUGUGAAAGCAGCAACAAAGACUGUUUCAGUGACUGAGCUGUUUUCAAUGCCCACUCUCACAUUGUCUCCUGCUGAAGUCUUUCAAAAGGAGUAUAUGACACUGACAUGCAGGAGUGAGAGCUAUGCCUCCGAAAGACUCAGCAAAGAAGAGCUGACUUUUGCCCUUGAUCCACCUCAAAGCCACCUGAUGCUCGAAGGCCCUGGAGUGUUUUAUGGCAAGGUCCUGCAGUCUGACUUCAACUAUACCUGUGUGGCUCAAGCAAAGGGCAUUGUGAAACACAGCAGAACCCUGACUGUACGUCCCAAAGUUUCUGUCUCCAUUCCAAAGAUCUCGGUGGUUGGCCGGGCUGUCCUACAUCAGUCUGUCAAAAUCCUCUGUCAGUCAGAUAUUGGCAGCCUGCCGAUAAACUACACCCUGCUGAAGGAUACCGCCGAAGUGAGCGUGAUGAGCAUCAAGCUGCCCUAUCAACAAGCUCUCUUCACAGUCACCAUUACCCACCCUGCUGAAAUAAGCAAGUUCACGUGUAAGGCGAAAAAUAGUCACAAGGAAGCCCAACGCAGUAAAAGCCUCAACGCUACGGUCAUAGUGCCUCUGACACACCCAACUUUGACCGUCAUCCCUGACAUAGCAGAAAUCUCUGAGGGAGAUCAUCUCUUCCUCAUAUGUGGGGUCGACGGAACACCCCCAGUCAAAUUUAAGUGGUACCGAGUUGGCAAUCAACAACCCGUGCACAACACAACCUCCAACACAAACCACUCAAACUAUCAGGUUCCCCUGUUGUCUAAAGAGCACGCUGACAACUACUACUGCGAGGCCGUGAACCAUGCCAACAAUGUUGUCCGCAGUGACCCGGUCAUCAUAGAGGUGCGCAUGGCAUUGUGGAAGAAAGUGCUGAUCGGAGGAUUCUGUCUGCUGACGGGGGCGGUGUUGGUGGUGGUGUUGGUGCUGUGCUUCAAAUCCAAGAGAGGUAAAAGAGAAGCAGCCUCUGAAUUGUCAGUAAAGCCUUCGAGCCCUAAAUCAGAUGACUCUAAUCCACCCAUAACAGUGAAUCUAACCCACGACACAGAGGUUUUUAAUGCAGACACAGACGCAGCGCCGCUCUUUAAUGGCACGGAGGGGAGAGUGGCCAAUGGGGCACGAGAUAGUGCGGCGUCACUUCCCGUUGACAUCAGCAACAGGAGCAGCUACAGUAUCCCAGCAACAGUAUAGAGAUGCCAAACAAUGGUCGAGACUUAAAUUAAAUUUUUACAUGAUGCAAUAAAAAGAGACUUUGAGAGCAACUAAUGCAGUUUUCGAAGGAUUUCUGAACUUUUUGAAGGAUUUGGAUACUUUUUCACUUGUAAAUUUAGUAAGUGAAAAGGAGGGGUGUUAUAAAAAUAUAUACACCAGCACCCACUGCUCCCUCUCCCUUCCUCUUGCCAAGUAGAUGGCUUUUAAUUUGAUGCUCAACCAUAACUGUCUUUGUUUUUGUAUCCUUUGUUCCUUCAUGUUUUCAUUUCUUUGUGAUUUUAUGUCCUUCAUUAUUGUUGCGACUGCUCUAUGAUGCAUGUUUAAAUUGGCAUGGUAACUGAUUUGUAUAUACAUUUGAUCAUUAUGACAGGAAAUGUCUGUAUAUAUUUUUGGUUGAUCCGUGGCUUCUAAAGAGACACUUGUAGAAUAAAAACAUUUGAUUUAUUUAGAA